GAGGAGAAUUUGAGGUAACCCCGCCAACUCGCGGUCGGAAACACCGCGAACCCCGAGUCCCCUCGCAGUGCGCCCGCUCCCGGCAGGCGGCGGCACCAGGGCCUGCUCGGGGGUUGGUCGGUCGGUCGCGCGGGGCCUGGUGGGCGCGGGGUCCCCGGUCCCCUCGGCCCUGGGGCUCGCAGGAGGCCGUGGGCCUGCGCGCGCUGCCCCGACCGUGCCGGAUGAAAGGCGCGUCCUGGUUUUAAUUCCUGCCCCGGCCCCCUGGGUGCUGCCGCGGUUUUAAGCUACAAGACUUAAUCAUGAGUGACCAAAUCAAAUUCAUCGUGGACAGCCUCAAUAAGGAGCCUUUCAAGAAGAACUAUAAUUUAAUCACAUUUGAUUCCUUGGGACCAAUGCAGCUAUUACAAGUUCUCAAUGAUGUUCUGGCUGAGAUCGACCCCAAGCAAGAUGUUGAUAUCAGAGAGGAGAUGCCAGAGCAGACAGCCAAACGGAUGUUGAACCUUCUUGGUAUCCUUAAAUACAAACCUCCGGGAAAUGCCACAGACAUGAGUACCUUUCGUCAGGGUCUGGUGAUUGGAAGUAAGCCUGUGAUUUACCCAGUGCUCCACUGGCUUCUUCAGAGGGGUAAUGAACUAAAGAAAAGAGCAUAUUUAGCUCGUUUUUUAAUAAAACUGGAGGUGCCGAGUGAGUUUCUUCAAGAUGAAACUGUGGCUGACACCAAUAAACAGUAUGAAGAGCUGAUGGAAGCCUUUAAAACUCUGCAUAAAGAAUGUGAGCAGCUCAAAACAUCUGGAUUUUCUACAGCAGAAAUAAGAAGGGAUAUCAGCGCAAUGGAGGAGGAAAAAGACCAGCUCAUGAAGAGAGUUGAGCGUUUGAAAAAGAGGGUGGAGACUGUUCAGAAUCAUCAGCGAAUGCUUAAAAUAGCAAGACAGCUUCGAGUUGAGAAAGAGAGAGAAGAAUUUCUUGCACAACAGAAACAGGAACAAAAGAAUCAGCUAUUUCACGCAGUGCAGAGAUUGCAAAGAGUGCAAAACCAGCUAAAAAGUAUGCGGCAUGCUGCAGCGGAUGCAAAGCCUGAAAGUUUAAUGAAGAGGCUAGAGGAGGAGAUAAAAUUUAAUUCAUAUAUGGUCACCGAAAAGUUUCCAAAAGAAUUAGAAAACAAGAAAAAGGAAUUACAUUUUUUACAAAAAGUGGUUUCUGAGCCAGCUAUGGGCCACUCUGACCUUCUUGAACUUGAGUCUAAAGUCACUGAAAUAAACACAGAGAUCAAUCAGUUGAUUGAAAAGAAAAUGAUGAGAAACGAGCCAAUUGAAGGGAAGCUCUCACUGUAUAGGCAACAGGCAUCCAUCAUCUCUCGUAAAAAAGAAGCCAAAGCCGAGGAACUUCAGGAGACCAAGGAGAAGCUAGCCAGCCUGGAGAGAGAAGUGUCAGUCAAGACAAACCAGACCCGGGAAUUCGAUGGCGCUGAGGUUUUGAAGGGAGAUGAGUUCAAGCGCUACGUCAGUAAACUUCGAAGCAAGAGUACAGUUUUCAAAAAGAAGCAUCAGAUAAUAGCUGAGUUUAAGGCUGAAUUCGGCCUCUUGCAGAGGACAGAAGAACUUCUGAAGCAACGUCAGGAGACCAUCCAGCAUCAACUGCGAACUAUUGAAGAGAAGAAGGGUAUAUCUGGAUACAGUUACACCCAAGAAGAGCUGGAAAGAGUGUCAGCCCUGAAGAGUGAGGUUGAUGAGAUGAAAGGCCGAACCCUGGACGAUAUGUCUGAAAUGGUAAAAAAACUGAAUUCCCUGGUAUCGGAAAAGAAGUCAGCUCUAGCUCCAGUUAUAAAAGAACUACGACAGUUGCGUCAGAAAUGUCAAGAACUAACCCAGGAGUGUGAUGAAAAGAAAGCCCAGUAUGAUAGCUGUGCGGCAGGACUUGAAAGCAAUCGGUCCAAAUUAGAGCAGGAAGUGCGGGGACUCCGUGAAGAAUGUCUUCAAGAAGAAAGUAAAUACCAUUAUACAAACUGUAUGAUUAAGAACCUAGAAGUUCAGCUUCGUCGAGCUACUGAUGAGAUGAAGGCUUAUGUCUCUUCUGAUCAACAAGAAAAAAGAAAAGCAAUCAGGGAACAGUAUACCAAAAAUAUUACUGAACAAGAAAACCUUGGUAAGAAACUCCGGGAAAAACAAAAAGCUGUACGAGAAAGUCAUGGCCCAAAUAUGAAGCAAGCAAAGAUGUGGCGUGAUCUUGAGCAACUAAUGGAAUGUAAAAAACAGUGCUUUCUAAAGCAACAAAACCAAAUCUCCAUCGGUCAGGUAAUUCAGGAGGGCGGAGAGGACCGGCUGGUGCUCUGAGCCCUGUCUGGGCUUCAGUUGCCGCUGGCUGUGUGCAUCGCCAGCGUGCUUCCUGCUCAGAAGUGACUUUUCCACCCUUUGCUUUCAGACUAGCCAGCCCUUCUAAAGUGGUCUUGGAAAAUGAAGUGAAGGCAGAUCAGGUUUUAAAGGGCUUUUUAACGUGAAGAAGAGGCUUUCGUUGUUUGUUUAGCUUAGGCGUCGAGUGGUGUGUCUCCUGAGUUUUAUGGGAAAGGACUAAGCUUGCUCUCUGUAAUGUAAGCACAUGUCCAUUAAGAACUGUGUGGUUUUAAAGUUGUAGUGACCCAUAGAUGAAUGUUUCUCUCAGUCUUUUUCUGACUUUAGAGGGCUCUUUCAGGAACUAGUGUCUCUUGUUUUGAAGAAACGUUUGUCUGAAGUCAGCAGUCUCUACAGUUUCACUUCAGUUUCUUUCUCUUCUAUAAAAUGCAAACCAGUUUAAUAUUUUGAAAAGCUUUUGUGCUGUUCACAUGAUUUAAAAGCAAAUAAAGCUUGAUACAUGU
Messenger RNA from Psammomys obesus (fat sand rat), 2848 nucleotides. It is a transcript of the gene Ift81, whose product is annotated as intraflagellar transport 81. NCBI's taxonomy places the organism in Eukaryota, Metazoa, Chordata, Mammalia, Rodentia, Muridae. Gene Ontology annotation, cellular component: centrosome; cilium; intraciliary transport particle B. The record is from RefSeq and is a predicted model, not a curated record. The transcript is spliced from 19 exons. Gene Ontology annotation, biological process: cilium assembly; intraciliary transport. The coding region runs from base 300 to 2330 and encodes 676 amino acids. Gene Ontology annotation, molecular function: tubulin binding.